Molecule: messenger RNA, 1740 nt
Organism: Microtus ochrogaster (prairie vole)
Lineage: Eukaryota; Metazoa; Chordata; Mammalia; Rodentia; Cricetidae
Gene: Slc25a48
Product: solute carrier family 25 member 48
Biological process (GO): transport
Cellular component (GO): mitochondrion
Molecular function (GO): transmembrane transporter activity
Source: RefSeq, a predicted model, not a curated record
GAUCAAGUUGCCUCGCCUGCGCUGGCUCUUGCGACCUGGGCCAUGCCCGACACACACUGAAGGGACAUUGCUCUGGCUGCCUGAGGGAGAGGAGGGAGAGGCACAAGUCACUUUGGCCAUGGGCAACUUCCAGUUGGAAGACUUUGCAGCGGGCUGGAUUGGAGGUGCAGCCGGUGUCAUUGUGGGCUACCCUCUGGACACAGUCAAGACUCGCCUGCAGGCUGGUGUUGGCUAUGGGAACACAUUCAGUUGCAUCCGCAUGGUGUACGAGAAGGAGCGUGUGUUUGGCUUCUUCAAGGGCAUGUCUUUCCCUGUGGCCAGCAUUGCUGUCUACAACUCGGUGGUGUUUGGGGUCUUCAGUAAUACGGAACGGUUCCUCAGCCGGCACCGCUAUGGGGAGCCUGAGGCUGGCCCUGGACGAAGCCUGUCUGACCUACUCCUGGCAAGCAUGGUGGCUGGAAUGGUCUCCGUCGGACUGGGCGGGCCUGCGGAACUCAUCAAGAUCCGACUGCAGAUGCAAACACAGCCUUUUCGGGAAGCCAACCAUGGAUUGAAGCCCAGGGCAGUGGCCCUAGGGGAGCAGGCAGCGUACCAGGGACCAAUACACUGCAUUGCAACUAUUGUGCGGACGGAGGGCCUGGCGGGUCUGUACCGGGGAUCCAGUGCCAUGCUGCUGAGGGACGUCCCCGGAUAUUGCCUUUACUUUAUUCCCUAUGUGUUCCUGAGCGAAUGGAUCACGCCUGAGUCCUGCACAGGGCCCAGCCCCUAUGCCGUGUGGCUGGCAGGUGGCAUUGCAGGGGCAAUUUCCUGGGGGACAGCAACUCCAAUGGAUGUUGUGAAAAGUCGGCUCCAGGCUGAUGGGGUCUAUUUAAACAAAUACAAUGGAGUCCUGGACUGCAUCUCCCAGAGUUACCGGCAGGAAGGCUUGAAGGUGUUUUUCAGGGGCCUCCCUGUGAACGCCUUACGCGGCUUCCCCACGAGCGCGGCCCUGUUCCUUGGGUAUGAGUUCUCCCUGAAGGCACUCCGAGGAGACCACACUGUGACAAGCCCUUGAAUGUAAGGGCAGACCAGGCUUCAUCCUACUGCAGGUUGGUGCUGACAAUACCUGUAGAACCAGCAUCAGUGAGUUGUUGAAUGAAAGAAGACCCAGCCAUCCCAGUUCUGUGCCAGGUGGGCCACAGCCAUCCUACUGAGCUCAGAGUCACUUCCUUCAGGAUUACAGGCUCUCCGUUUCUCUCUCCAGCCCAGAGUUCUGGUAGGAAGCAGCAGACCAUGGACCAAACAAUCACCAUCUUUCUUUCCGCUUGGGAUUAGAACCUGUGAAAAUCUGGGGCAAAGCAUCUGUGCCCCUGGAUGUUGAAAACUCCGCCAAGAUGUGGCUCCAUGAUUCCAAAUAAAAGCACCGAAUGCCCUUUGGGUUAUUUCUGUGUCACAUGCCUCUACCUGGCUUCUACCUUGGUCACCCUCGUCUCUGCUCAGGUUAGGUCUGUGGAAAUGUUGCCAGCCCAGAGAGAAACCAGCUCUGUACAGUCUUGUAGCGGAACUAAGUAGGUGGUAUCAUUUUCUCCUGGGUCUUUGAGGUGUGCAGGGGGGCACAGUGGCUGGAAAGAAUCACGUAGGGCUGAGAAAUCCAAAGGUUCUCAAGCCUGAGCAGUAGUGUGUGUUGGUGUCAUGGAUGGCAGAUGGCAGCCCAGGCUUGCAGGAGGUGGGUGCUCUCUGGACCUGACUUUUAUAUGGAAA